Lytechinus variegatus (green sea urchin) is the source of this 2803-nucleotide messenger RNA. Its product is annotated as putative indole-3-acetic acid-amido synthetase GH3.10. Gene Ontology annotation, cellular component: cytoplasm. The transcript is spliced from 8 exons. The record is from RefSeq and is a predicted model, not a curated record. Gene Ontology annotation, molecular function: acid-amino acid ligase activity. Lineage: Eukaryota; Metazoa; Echinodermata; Echinoidea; Temnopleuroida; Toxopneustidae. Bases 188 to 2113 code for a protein of 641 amino acids.
AAACUUCGCUUCAGCACGGAGGUGGAUUCGAGCGUGUUAACACAAAAGAUAUUGGAUAUUUCACUUGACUCAUUCUCGACCCGCACUCCAGCAUUGUUAUACCGAAUCUACAUAACACCAGCAGCACUCCUCAACGUCAUAACAUCAACCCACCCAGUGCAGUUGGGAACAUUACCAGACUACCAUCAUGGGCGGAACACGUCUGCUUCGAUGGAAGCUCCUAGGAGUGGCAGGACUAACCUUCUGGGUGGCUUGGUGCCUCCUACAGAUGGCUUCUGAACACCAGGAGCAUAUGUGGAAACGCAUUUUGGCAGGUUUGUUUGGUGUUCCGAGUAUCUUGGUGACCGUUCUAUCACUGUGGAUGUCUACAUUGCGCAUAUCCUACGGACAUGGGCUUGUCUCAUCCUACCUCCAUGUUACCAUUAUAUCAAUCCUUUUUGUGACUCGUUUCCCUGUGGUGUGGAAGUGCAAGAAGGCCUGGAAGAACCCCAGGAAAUCACAAGAAGAAUAUCUGAAAGAAAUCAUCAAAGCAAAUGCGCAAUCCGAAUACUCAAAAGACUUUGGACUCUGUUCAGUGACAUCUUUAGCGGACUUGAGGAAGAAACAUUCAUUAACGGAUUACGAACGGUACAGGCCAUACGUAGAUCGUCUGGAGAAAGGUGAAACAGGUUUGUUGGCAUGUGAUCCUGUUAUACGGUUCGCGCUCACUUCCGGAACAACAGGGAAAGCUAAGAUGGUGCCGUACACAGAAGCCUAUCAAAAGAAUCUCUUCAAAUGGGCAUUUGGAAUACACUUCGAUGUCAGGGCGAACUGUUUCGGUCAUGACGGUCUCCAACGAGAGCUAUUCAUGUAUACAGCACCAAAGGUAAGGCAUUCAGAAGGCGGCGUCCUGAUGGCCCCAGCAUCAGUAAUGACUAAGACCUUAAAACGACUCUUGUUUUUGUACUCAACACCAGCAGUUGGUUACGACAUCAGUGAUCCUAUUGAUUCCGUUUAUGUCCAUCUUCUUUUCGGGCUCCGUGAUCCCAACCUUCGUAGCGUUAACGCCAAUUUCACUUCAAACCUGAUGUCAGCAAUGCGAAUGGUCGAGCAACAAUGGCAUGAGUUUGUUCGAGACAUUGAACUUGGAACCGUGACGACAACCAAUGUCCCACCUGAAAUUCAUAGAGCACUUGUAAAGGAGCUUGGAGGAGGGGAUAAGGCCAGAGCUACAGAACUGAAGAAGGAGUUCCAGAAGGGUUUCGAAGGCAUCAUGAAGAGGGUCUGGCCACACAUGAAAUCUGUUCAAGCAAUAGAUUCAAUAGGCCUCAAGGAUGCUCUCCUGAAAUCAUAUGCGAAAGGUUUGACGCUGUAUGGUGGGGUGUUUGGUGCUUCUGAGGGUUUCUUCGGAUAUAACCUCUGGCCAAAGUCACCGGGCAAAGAUGAAUUUGUUCUGUUGCCAGGCACAGCAAUCUACGAAUUUAUUCGACAGGAUAAUAUAACUGAAGAUCAACCGGAGACUUUCUUCCUAGAUGAGCUCCAAGUUGGUGGUAUUUACGAGGUCGUCAUUACUCAAAUGUUCGGUUUCUACAGAUUCAGAUAUGGUGACGUCAUCCGAGUCCGGCGAUUUCACUUCAAUUCUCCCGUUGUGGAAUUCAUGUACAGGUCAGGUCAAAUCCUCAAUGUGCAUGCAGAGAAACUUGACCAGCAUACUGUGAAGACUGCCAUGGAUGCUGCCGUUGGCCACUGGCCCGGUGCUUCCCUUGAGGAAUACGCUGUAGCCGAGAGUACUCUCCUUGAUCAACUAGUGAAGACUGAUGCUGAUCAUAGACCGUACUAUGUGGUAUUUCUUGAGCUGCUUCCUCCCCCGGAGAGAGACUCUAUAGACAGCAUCACACUGGAAAAGGUUGACGAGGAGCUCUGCCAUCAUUCCUUCACGUACAACUCGUUCCGCGAAAAGGGAGCCAUAGCCCCUCCCUUGGUGCACAUCGUGAAACCCGGCACAUUUGUUCGUCUGCACACUUUCAUCCUGAAUAACAGCACGACAUCUGCCAACCAGUACAAAGUCCCGCGGAAGCUGCGCACGAAGGAAACCCUCCAACUCAUGCUGGAUAACUCCAUUUAUCAUCGUUAAGUGAACGCAAAUUGUGAUGGACAAACAAUAUCUUCCGCCGUAUCUGAGUCUAAUUGAGUCUGAGUCUCCUUUCUAAUCAAGCUUUACGAUCGAUCUGAUCAACCUCAUUGUUGUAUAAUUUCUACUUCAUAAAAUUCACAAAUGACCUUUGUACAUAAAGAGAAGCACACUGAAUUUUCGAGAAAACCAUGUGUAGAUAUUCAUCGUAUCUGGAAAAUAUUUUUAACAAACAUGUAUUUUAGAUAUUGACGUUGCUGGCUUUCCAUAGUUGUGGUUUAUCGGAUCUAUCGCGACUCUUAGAAAGACGGGACGCAUGAAACGCUGUGACCUUAUAUCGGUUCUAUCAGGACGUCUGUCAGCACAUUGUUAGCGUUGAAAGCGUUUCUGUGCGAUCGGUAUACAGGCUAUGCUGAUCUGAGUGACGGUGAAAUACUUCAAUUUAUUUGAUAGUUCAGAAGACCAAAAGUGUCCUUUACACAAAAUAACAAGUUGUCGAUAUUAUCAGGAACAGUGAUUAAUUUCGGUCCCAACAUUGAUUAUGAUUGACUAUGAAAGCGACCUUACCAAUCGAUUUUACAUAAGUUUUAAUGUAUAAAGAUAUGAAGUAUCCAGGUAUUGUUCGUAGCAAAUAUUCUUACAUUUUGAUUGGAAAGGUGGCAUUUUCUUUCGUAACAAUAAACUAAAUCCUAA